Alligator sinensis (Chinese alligator) is the source of this 4839-nucleotide messenger RNA. RefSeq names its product neuropeptide FF receptor 1-like. Gene Ontology annotation, biological process: regulation of cAMP-dependent protein kinase activity; regulation of MAPK cascade; G protein-coupled receptor signaling pathway. The coding region runs from base 3059 to 4546 and encodes 495 amino acids. The transcript is spliced from 7 exons. Gene Ontology annotation, molecular function: opioid receptor binding; peptide binding; neuropeptide receptor activity. Gene Ontology annotation, cellular component: membrane. NCBI's taxonomy places the organism in Eukaryota, Metazoa, Chordata, Crocodylia, Alligatoridae. The record is from RefSeq and is a predicted model, not a curated record.
GAAGCCUUUUCCAAUCAGCAGAGAUGUAUGACUGACUCUGCUUUCCCCGUUCAGCACAGAGAUGCUUCACCUGUCUCCAGUGGAGAAGAAGCUGGAGAUGAUAUUCUUUCUUCCCUUCCUUCGUGAUCUGGGACUUCCUGGGGAUCUUUUCAUCUCUGUUCUCCUACAGAUGUCUCUGCUGCUGCUGUCAGAUAAAAGCCUCAGCAUGGCAGAAUCUCCUCUUCUGGCAGGAAUCUCAUCUUCUGUCUUUGGGACCUGGUCAAAAUGGCACCCCCCAUCAUCUCCAACCAGACAAGACAGAGCUUUGGCCAUGCCCCCACUCAGGAAGAGUCCUCUCAGAUGAUUGUCACGACAGUGAUACCUUCCAACUCAAGCAGGGCCUGGAGUAUGUUUCACAUGGACUGACACAGUCCCCUGCAUGUUACAAAGGGCAAUGAUUGCUGUCAGCGCUCUGCGUUACUUAGCAUCUCCCGUCAGUGGACCUCUGUGCACUUCACCAGCAAUUGCAAACGAAACAUCAGGCCUCCUUUGCUUCCCCCAGAACAGCCGUACUUUUAGUUGUUCUACAGUGUAGGGCUGGGACUUGUUGGGGACCUCAGGAAAAACACCAAGCAGUUUGAACUCCCAGACUCCUGCUGUUACCAUGAAAUAUGCUCUCUGAACUUCCCUGACUUCCUACAUCUCCCUCCAACCUCCCCCAUUCCUCCUGUCUGCAUGUGUCCCUUGGUCUAUAUUCAGCUACUGGUCUAUGGCUCCUAGUCUGGAGAAGGGCAAACCUGCUGGGAUACCAUGAGAAGCAACGGUCAAACUACUGGGAUUCCCCAUCCCCCUUUGAGGGAGACACCUGGGUAUCUGCAGCUGGUUUCUGGAUGUUAGGCAAAAUGAACAGUGAUGAUCUCUGCCCUACCCUGUUUCUUACUUGGACAUAAUACUAUUGAGCAUGCACUGAGCAGGCAGACAUAAAAAACCACAUCAGAUGUUGGAUGUAGUUAAUGAUUUCCAGUGUCCCAGGUGGUGCUAAGACCUGUUAUUUUGCCAAGUAAGUCAGAAGAACUGCUGUGGUUAGGAUACCUCCGAAGUAGGCAGGGCUCAGCAGAACCCCAAAGCAAGGCUGGAGCAGUGGGCACACGAGUUUGGGGGAGAGGUUUGUCACUUAGCACCCUGACCUGCCAGUCUUGCUGGAUGGAGUUCAGCCCACUCCAGUCGCGCUGUUUACACUGCCAGCCUCCAGCCUUUGCAGACAGCCCUGAACAUUAUGCAAGAAGUGCUGAAUGUGUGCGUUGCCUGUGUCACGCAGCCGUGCACGGUGGAAAUGUCACCCAGAUGCUUACUUGUGCCUGUCAGGGGGCCGACAUUAGCUGAGGAAGGUUGGCAAUUCUGCAGAUUCUGAGUGAAGCCCUCGCUUGGCAAUCAGGGCACCGUCUGAAGUAGCUUGGUGCCAUUUUCCAGCUUGCUGCAUCUCAACUUGUUUCACGGUAAAAAUGCCUGCUGGCAGUCCAGGAAGGGGGGUGCUUUAGCAGCAUCUGUGAAAACCCAUUUUGGUCUAUGCUGGAAGGACCUCCUGGAGAAACUGGCUGCAGUGGAUCAUGUCCCAGAAGAGCCCUCCAGGGUGAGGAGAGUUGUUUCCUCUGACACUCAGGUAGAAGCCAGGAGAGCCAUGCAGAAUUUGCUUAUCAUAAGCCCUUGGCACUUGUUACAAGUCAAGGGGGUAGCACUAAUGUUUUUGUGUGCUUCAUUCUUUAAAUCAAGUGCCCAAUGUGUUCAGCUGUACUUGCCUGAAGUCCCUGCAUGCCACAGCCUGUCGUUCUAGGCAGUGUUGCUUAAUAAUGGAACCAAAAUAAUAACAGAGGUGGCAUUCAAAGUCUGAAUUGAAGGGUGCUGCCAGAAAGCAAGGUCACAAAGCUAGCAAAAAGAGUUAUUGCCAAAGAGACAAGGGGGAAAGAAGGGAGAGAUUUUCAGUCCUGCUUUUGUUUGGCUGCUGCUGUGAGUAAGCACCAGUAAAGAAAACUGUCCUUAGCCUUGUCUGAGGCUAAUGAUCUGCUGCUUUAGCUGCUGUGCAUGGCAUCACGCUAAUCACCCAGUACAGAGGCUCUGUGCUUUGGGCCUGACCAAAUGGCAGUGCCCCAGCUGAGUUAGCAGCAGCGAGUUGGCUGCAGAGAUGAGAGGGAGGAGCGAAGUCCAGGGAUGCGUUGGCACAAUGUCAGGGGGGGUCCAAGCAUUUAACAGGGGAUGUUUGAGCCUUGCUUCAGCUGGGGAAUCAUUUGGGUUUGGCAGUCAAAGGCAGGUCAGUGCAGCACUGGCCACAUCACUGUUGGCACACCUGACCCAGGCUAGCCUCAGGGGCCGUCUGCCUUGGGUGUGACUAUUUUGGGAAGAAUACGUGAUAUAAAAAUGCAGCAAUUGGUCUUGCUUGCCUGAGGAGUCCCUGAUCAUGGAUUAAUUAUUCUUCUGUCUCACUCUCCCCAUCUCCUGCAGUAUUGGUAUUCUGCUCUCUCCAAUUGGAGCAGUGUCCUGGAGUGCAGAGGGGGAGCUGGCACUGCUCCCCUGUCAGGAAGGAAUUGUGCAGGCCUGAGAGACAACAGUUCUGAGUUCGAGUAGCAAGUUACCACCCGGGAGGGCAGUGGAGCUUUGCGAGCAGCUGUAAUCAGUCCAGGGAGCCUGGGAUGAGGAGCCAAGCAAGGUAUUAGUAUUCAAAAAGAACUGUCAUAGCCCAACACUUUGCAUCUGUGCACAAUAGAAAGUAUCACAAUGCCGAGCCAGGAAUGGAGCUUUUUCACCUACUCCGAUUUGAUGAGCAGCUUCUGUUCAAAGAGCCUUGCCUCUUUAAGGGAGCGAUGCUUAAAAACAUGCUGUGGUUGUUGGACCAAAGAACCCGCACCACGGUUGUGUGACACCUAAAGGGGGCUUUAAAGCGGAGGAGGGAGAAGAGCCUGAGUGACAGAGAGACUCGCACACUGAAAGGGCCUUUGCAUUGUGAAGCCCUGCCAGUGACAUCACUGUUCUUUCCUUUAUAAAACAGGGGACUUUAGGAGUCUGCAUUCAGUCUCGGCUCAGGCUGAUGAGCCUAUCAAUGCUGAACACGCUCACAGUUUACCCCCGCUUGUGUCCCUGCUUUCAUCCCCCCUUUUUUUUUCUCACCCUGGCCAUUGUCCUUAUGCUGGAAACAGGAGGUAGUGCAUGGGAGUUGACAGCUUCUUCAGCCUGUCAGCAAGGAGGAGUUCUCCAACUGCGAAAGGACACAGCUCCUGCCAUGGAUUUUCCCAGGGUAGAAAUGGAAGGUGGCACGAACAAGACAAUCUUGUCCUUAAUGAGCCAUAAAAGGAACUUGACAUAUUCACGCUACUACCAGCACUCCCCUGCAGUGGCUGCCAUCUAUAUCAUUGCCUACGUGUUCAUCUUCACCCUGUGCAUGGUUGGGAAUGGCUUGGUGUGCUUCAUCGUGCUGAAGAACAGCCGGAUGAGGACCGUCACCAACCUCUUCAUCCUCAAUCUGGCUGUCAGCGACCUGCUGGUGGGGAUUUUUUGCGUGCCCACUACCCUGGUGGACAAUCUGAUUACAGGUUGGCCCUUCAGCAACGGAGUCUGCAAGAUGAGUGGGCUUGUACAGGGCACGUCUGUCUCCUCCUCUGUGUUCACGCUGGUGGCGGUUGCGGUGGACAGGUUCCGCUGCAUCAUCUACCCCUUCAAGUCCAAGCUCAGCCUGCUCACAGCCCUGAACACCAUUGCCAUCAUCUGGGUCCUAGCCAUCACCAUCAUGUGCCCAUCUGCUGUCAUGCUCAUGGUGGCACAGGUGGAGGAUCACUACAUUGUCUAUGGCCACAACCAGAGCCUGGCCUCCCCCCUGUACUCCUGCUACGAGGCCUGGCCCAACAGUGAGAUGAGGAAGGUCUACACAACUGUCCUCUUUGCCCACAUCUAUGUGGCCCCCUUGACCCUGAUCAUGGUCAUGUACGGCUGGAUCGGGAUCAAGCUCUACAAGUCGUCAGUCCUGGUGAGUCGGCACCGGGUGGAGACCCAGGAGCGUAGCGGUGCUGCCGUCUCCCGACGCAAGGUCAAGGUCAUCAAGAUGCUCAUCCUAGUGGCCCUGCUCUUUAUGUUGUCUUGGCUGCCCCUGUGGACACUGAUGCUGCUCACAGACUAUACCCAGCUGGAUGAUGCCCAGCUCCAGCUGCUGACAGGCUACAUCUUCCCGUUCGCACACUGGCUGGCCUUCUCCAACAGCAGCGUCAACCCCAUCAUCUAUGGCUACUUCAACGAGAACUUCAAGCGGGGCUUCCAGGCCGCUUUCAAGUUCCAGCCCUGCUCCCACAAGAUGGGGCCUCAUGAGGCCUAUUCUGAGAGGCUGACUGCCAGCACCACUGGCUUCGGGACCCGCAACAAGGUCUUCACCAAUGGCGAGUCCUCCGACUUCCUCUGCCUCAAGACCCUGCCUGCCAAGGGGCUGUGCCCAGCACAGAAUGGACAGGCCCAGACACUGGGACUUCCCCUGGAGAAUAUCAGCAAAAUCACCCCCCUGAGCAAAGUCUGCAAAGCCUGGGAUGCGUGAAGCUUGUGGCUGGAUGGGAAUGACUUCAUGUCAGGAGUGUUUUUGUCUCUUUCCACCGGCAAAUGCUGGGUGUGUUUGCUGCUGUGACGUGUUUGCUGUGGGCAGUGUCUCCCUACCAGAGCUGGGUCUCUCGUAUGCCACAUCCCAUUUGUAAAUGCAAGGCAAACCACAUGGGCGGUUGUUGUUCAUUAUUCCAACUAAUGCACACGAGGCUUUGUCAGCCACUUCCAGUGUCUAGCAGAGACCAACUGAGCAUGCUGUAUCAAAUGUCUGUGUCAUUAAAGCUAUUGUUC